CAGUGUGGAGUUGGAGAAAGCCUUGGAGAAAGGUUACGUAAUUCUGAAACUCCACGAAGUAUGGCAUUUCCCACAACAAUCUGAUGAACUGUUUAAAGAUUAUAUCAAUACGUUUCUGAAAAUCAAACAAGAAGCGAGUGGUUACCCAAAGAAUUGCACUACAGAGGAACAGAGACGCCUUUAUGUUGAGGAGUACUACGAGCAAGAAGGAAUCCGUUUGGAUCCGUGCAAAAUCGAGCAUAAUCCAGGGCUGCGUGCAUUGUCAAAAUUGAUGUUGAAUUCAUUUUGGGGCAAAUUUGCACAACGUCCCAACAUGUCAAAGGUAGAAUUAAUCGCAGACCCCCAAGUUUACUUUGACUACCUAACCUCGGAUGAAAUCAAUGUUCUUGACGCAAAUUUUGUCAAUGAUGAAGUGAUUGAAAUCCACUAUGAAAACAACGAAAAUUUCAUCGCGCCAAAUUCAAAAACGAAUGUUGUCAUCGCUGCUUUCACCACUGCCUACGCUCGCCUCAAACUCUACGAUGUUCUGGAUCAACUUCAGGAAAGAGCGUUGUAUUACGAUACUGAUUCGGUGAUCUUUGUCAGUAAACCCGGUGAUCCAGAGCCUCCUACGGGUCCGUACCUCGGCGAACUUACAGAUGAAUUAAAAGGAGACUACAUCACCACGUUCAUUUCCGGUGGCCCUAAAAAUUACUGUUACCGCACAAAUUCGAACAAGGUUGAAACAAAGAUACGCGGUAUCACAUUAAAUUGCACCGCUAGGCAAAACGUUAACUUUGAGGUGAUUCGUGCUUUGGUAUACCUUCAUGCAAAAUGUAAUGUCGCAGGGCAAGUAUCCGUAGAUAUCCCAUUCAAGAUUACUCGCAACACCAAAACAAAAGAAAUAGAAACCAAACGCAUGAAAAAGGACUACCGUAUUGUUUAUGACAAACGUGUUAUUAUUGAUGAGUACAAAACACUUCCAUACGGAUUCUAA
This is a messenger RNA of Dendronephthya gigantea, 976 nucleotides long. RefSeq lists its product as uncharacterized. The record is from RefSeq and is a predicted model, not a curated record. Bases 272 to 976 code for a protein of 234 amino acids. NCBI's taxonomy places the organism in Eukaryota, Metazoa, Cnidaria, Anthozoa, Malacalcyonacea, Nephtheidae. The transcript has 2 exons.